This is a messenger RNA of Exophiala bonariae, 966 nucleotides long. RefSeq lists its product as uncharacterized. The record is from RefSeq and is a predicted model, not a curated record. The coding region runs from base 1 to 966 and encodes 321 amino acids. The transcript is spliced from 3 exons. Lineage: Eukaryota; Fungi; Ascomycota; Eurotiomycetes; Chaetothyriales; Herpotrichiellaceae.
AUGCGUCCCCACAUAUUGAGUUUAUAUGUUAAGGAGAACCUGUCUCUGGAAGACGUUGCUUCCUCUAUGAAGGCCGUCUAUGGUUUUGAUGCAAGUGCCCGACAAUAUAGGGAGAAAUUAAGCAAGUGGAAGAUUGUGAAGCACGUUCCUGCUCAGAUUAUGCGCAGUGCAGCUCGAAAGCUUUACGAGAAACCCAAGCGGCAUGGAUUUAAGUAUAAGCAAAGAGCAAUAUCAGUCGAAGACAUCAAUCGAUUCGAGUGUCGCAAUGCGGGAUUCAACCCAGCAUCCAGCCCAACAAUUUCAACGUCGUCCGAAAUGCAGUGGGACACCAGCACUAGCACUGACGGCAGCACAACUCCUCAAGCUGGAACUCCUCGAUCACUCGGUGUCAACGAAAGGCCUCUUGACACUACGGGCACAGAUAUUGCGGUCCCUCUACUAUACCUUUCACUCGAACAGACGCAGAGAAGCUAUCUAGGCUGUGUUCAAGCGCACGACACAGAUGCCCAAAAUCAGGAGAGAUAUCAACAUUCCAGUGUCAAGCCCCAGUGGCCCAGUCGAGAUAUUAGUGCCCAGUUCGACGGACUAAACUCACACUCUGAGUCUUUGCUUACAGAUGCAUAUGUGAUGGGCGCGAUCAGACCAUCCCGAAUCAAAUCUUUGGAGAACUCUUCAAUUGGCUUUCGUACCUCAAGGAGAUCUGAGGAGGACAUGCUGUCCAUCUUCAAGGCCGAGCUGGAAAAGCUCGAGGCCAGGAAGUUUCAGAAAGAACGAACAAGUCUUCAAGCCAGGUGUCACACGCGGACCUCGUGUUGCAACAAAGACUUGUGGGCGUGUUGCGAAUGUGGUCGCGGUCCGCAAAUGCCCAUUGUACACGCCGGGUGUCCAAUGUGUGGGCAUUGGCACUGCAAGAAUUGUCGUACUCGGGGGAAUAAUAUCCCUCCUCCAUUAGCCUCGAGCCAUUAA